This is a messenger RNA of Megalops cyprinoides (Indo-Pacific tarpon), 3500 nucleotides long. RefSeq names its product probable Bax inhibitor 1. Gene Ontology annotation, molecular function: enzyme binding. NCBI's taxonomy places the organism in Eukaryota, Metazoa, Chordata, Actinopteri, Elopiformes, Megalopidae. The transcript has 10 exons. Bases 91 to 804 code for a protein of 237 amino acids. The record is from RefSeq and is a predicted model, not a curated record. Gene Ontology annotation, cellular component: mitochondrial membrane. Gene Ontology annotation, biological process: negative regulation of RNA splicing; negative regulation of apoptotic signaling pathway; negative regulation of endoribonuclease activity.
UAAAGAGAGAUACGAUAAAAUACACGAACGUACUGAUAUAAGCACAAAUUCAAGGAGAGGUCUGUACAAGAUCAGCAAGUCCAUCUCAAGAUGAACGUCUUUGACCGCAACAUCAACUUUGACGCUCUGUUCAAAUUCUCCCAAAUUUCUGCCUCCACCCAGCAGCACCUGAAGAAUGUGUAUGCCAGCCUUGCUGUGUGCAUGCUGGUGGCAGCCACAGGCUCCUACGUUCAUGUGGUCACACGGCUGUUCCAGGGGGGUUUCCUGUCCCUGCUCGGCUCAUUGGGAAUGAUGGCGUGGUUGGCCAUGACGCCACACAGCCACGAGACGGAGAAGAAGAGGCUGGCCAUCCUGGCGGGAUUUGCCUUCUUUACAGGUGUUGGUCUGGGGCCUGCCAUGGACUUCGUCAUUGCCAUCAACCCAAGCAUCAUCCUGACUGCUUUCCUGAGCACGUCUGUCAUCUUUGUGUGCUUCACUCUCAGCGCCCUCUAUGCCCGCCGCAGGAGUUACCUCUUUCUGGGAGGGACACUGAUGUCUGCACUGUCCAUCCUGCUCCUGGUCUCUUUGGUCAACAUAUUCCUUGGAUCAGUAAUGCUUUUUAAGGCUCACCUGUACCUGGGGCUGGCUGUGAUGUGCGGCUUUGUGCUGUUCGACACCCAGCUCAUCAUCGAGAAGGCAGAGAUGGGAGACAAGGACUACAUCUGGCAUUGUGUGGAUCUCUUCCUGGACUUUGUGACUAUCUUCAGAAAGCUUAUGGUCAUUCUCUCCAUGAACGAAAGGGACAAGAAGAAAGAAAAGAAAUAGAUGGGGAUAGGUUCUACUUUCGGACGAAAACCAACCCAUGACUGCGAAUAGUAUCUGAAUUGCCUCUGGUGCUUUCACCCCUCCCCCUUAUGAUUAUUAUUAUUAAACUGAGAUUGUUUUAAUCCUUUCCUUAGAUUUAGCAUUCUCAUUAUUUAAAAGUAGGAUUUUUUUUGCUUCACAGAAAGGAUUGCUGUUUGAGAUUUGUAGUCAAUACUGCAAUGAUAAAACCUGUCCAGUUGGGGGAGCUGUUGCUCUAGAAUUUAGUCACAGAUGAGCAGUGCAGCAUCUCGAGCAUGUUUGGUUUGACAGUGCUCGACACGUGCUAUAUAGGUCUCUCAUUUGGAUGGUUUGAAAGCUUUUGGAUUCUCUGGCAGGUUUUCUGAGCAGUUCUCAUUAACAUCAUUACUCUUUAUGCCCAUUGUCCCCCAAAAGCUCCAUUCCUCUCUGUUGGUGUCUGGCUGCAGAGUGGAGCUUGAGCUCUUGCCAUAGAUGUACAACCCUUGAGCAGCUGUGUCUGUGAUGUUCAUAUAUGUUAUCAGUGUGUUAAAAACAGGGAAGGAUCAUGUGAGCAGAACAAAGUAAUUAGAGGGAGAGACUUUAAAUACUGAUAGCUAAAGUGGGUCGGAAUAAUAGGUUAAUGUUAGUUAGCUAGCUGGUGACUUGCCAAGCAGUUUGUGUGUCACUUUUCAGAAUCCAACCAACUAAAAGCCUCGACCAAAUCCUUGUGUAUUCAGACUACUAGCAAAGAUUAAAAAAAAUGACAUGUCCCCACAGUGGGCUUGUUUUUGCCUCUUUGCGUGAUCUGAUAUGAAGGCAGUGAAAAUGUUGGGGACGUGUACUGAAGCUCCCAACCAAGCAGCCUGUGGCCUCAGGUGCCUAUGGCACAAGCUUAACACCACCGUGUAGCCAGACAGAGACUUCACACACCCUACUACUUUCAGCAGAUCUACAAAGAGGCAUAAUCUCUGCAGCUUUUCUCAUGAUUAUAGCGUAUCAGUUCCCAGAUGAUUUGAGAUGAAAUUCUAUCUGCAAAUGUUAAGGAAGGUCUACGUUCGAGAGUAGGAAUUGGCUUGCUCAGUGUGUUUCUGUGUGUUUGCUGGCCCCACGUAGAGUAUUGAUCAUUGCCACAAAUUCAUUGCAAAGGGAGGGUCUGCGCAAAAGAGAUGACAAACUGAUUGGAAACAGGCCCUUCACAUCGAAGGAGUAGCUGGCAUUGAGAUAAAUGCUUCUGAAGACCAGUGUCCCAUUUGACAAAUCAUAGAUAAGUAGUACCCAUCAGUGCCAAUUAAUGAGAGUAAACUCCUGUAAGAUUGACUCCUCUUCAGUUAGUCUGUUUAGUACCUAUUCUUGGGAUAAAAUACGUUCUCCUCUGAUCUGUGUAGAGAAUCCACCCUUCUAAUUAUUAUUAAUUAUUGUUUCUAAUUGGUAGCAAUCUAUCGACAGUGUUUGUGACUAUUGGUGACUUUUUGUCAGCUUUCGUAUUGAGACAGUGACGUGUGUUGGUGAAUUCAUGAGAAAGACUCGUUUUCCUGAUGUUCCUUGUUUCCCAAACCCAAAACCCCCUAUCCUGUUUAGUCAUGUCUGUCACUGCCAAGACACACCAAUUGAAAUAAGGGGGCUAGAGAGACAGACAUCUUUUAUGCCCUGGGUGUUGGCCAUUUUCUUGCUUGAAGGCGUACACAAAUUCUCACGCCUUGAGCGAGCCUCACCACACCAGCGCCAGGUUGCCAGCAAAGUGUCACCCAUUCUUUUGUUUCCGCACUUACUGUUGCCAGACAGUGACGUGCAUGGUUUGCCAACUGUGUAGAGCUGAUGGCCUUCUGCGUCAUAUUGCCUUAUGCACUUUAGGUUUGGGGGUGCUGAUGUUAUUACACCAUUGCCAAAUUAAAAAAAAAAAAAGUAUUGAAGUCCCAUUUCAGAGUCAUGCACUAUUCUUAAUCUUGGCCUGAAUAAGGGUCCGGAUCAGCAAGGUCUGGCAAUCCUUGUUCCUCUCAGAGGCAGUGGGGGCAAGCAUAAAGUCACUGGAAGCUAAAAUAAAAAUGUUAGUGGAAGCAAAGUGUAUGGUUCCAUAACCAUGAGCCCAUAGUUUCAUCAAGCUGCUUAUUGAAUAUCAAUCUGAAUUUGACUCAACUCAAAGAUUAAGUUCUUUCAGCUUUAUUGAAUAAAAGUAAUCAGGUGUGCAGUGUGCCUUAUGGCACAUAAUUGAUUAACUAAUUACGCUUGUUUGAGAUGGCUGCCCGGUAUGUGUCCGGCAAGCAGAUAUUAGUAAAAUACAGUGAAUGUCAACUUCACUGUGUGAUUAUGGCAGCACAAGCACAUGUCCAACAGCGCAUUUGUUUCACAGUUUACAGUGGAUUAAAUGUAGAGAGGGCAAAUAAAGAUGCAUAUUGUCUGAACAGCUCAAUGGUCAACUGGAAGGAAAACCAGCAUUCAGAGUGCCCCCAGAACCAGGGUUGGGAAAACAGUUUUGCCUUCAGCUGUGGAAUGACCUCAGCCUAAACGGAGGCAAAAUUUAAAUGGGGCACACGAGAGCCAAGUCAUCUUUUAAUUUCCUCCAGGAAAAGUCCUUGUUUCCUUGGAAGUGCCAAUUACAUGACCAGUUUACCAAAUAUUCUUAGGGUAUUGUUGAGAACCUGUGUCAGAAUGAAAAAUAAAUGUUUCAUUUGAUACUGUGAAGAUGCUUUUUUCCUCUUCCA